Messenger RNA from Syzygium oleosum, 330 nucleotides. RefSeq lists its product as uncharacterized. Bases 73 to 309 code for a protein of 78 amino acids. Lineage: Eukaryota; Viridiplantae; Streptophyta; Magnoliopsida; Myrtales; Myrtaceae. The transcript has 3 exons. The record is from RefSeq and is a predicted model, not a curated record. Gene Ontology annotation, cellular component: mitochondrial inner membrane. Gene Ontology annotation, biological process: mitochondrial respiratory chain complex I assembly.
CACGGAAACGGGUUUCAAGGUGAAAUGGAGUGAUGUACGAGGGGAGCUUUGCUUUGCGUGGGGAAUCUGCCGAUGUCUUGGAGCCCACAGACGUUCUCCGACAUAGCUCCCGACAGCUUGUCCAUCUUCCAGACUGUUCGACCCAUACCAGAGAUUCUCAUCCUUGGCUGUGGGAGGCACAUACAACCUGUUGAUCCCGAUCUUCGGUGUUUCAUUCGGUCUACUGGCAUGAAGUUGGAAGCUCUUGACUCGGUACACAACUUUAUUUGUGUUCAUCUUCUGGGUCACUUUGCACAUUUAUCUAGCUAAUAACAGUAACAGUAACUCUGU